UCAUAAUGUAGUGACCGUCUUUUCUGCAGAAUUAUGGCGAAUUAUCGACCUUUUUCUGAUCGAUCUAAGUGCUCUGUUCCACCAAUGAACACUCAUCAGUGAUAAGAAUUAUUCAAAGCUACGUUAUUGUACACAAAUUGCUCCAGAUUGGAAGAUUGAAGUUAAGACUACUGCGCAUUUCAGGAAGAAAAUUAGCACGCGUCGGGUUUGAUUCAAAGACCAAUCUUCUUAAACUUCUUGCUGAAAGAAUUAGUGCAAGAGGAAAUUUGUGAGUCUGAAAAGAAAUGGAUGACAGACAUCGGAAAAUAUUGCUCACGUGUUGGAAAAAGCUCAGAAAAGACUUGGAACCAAAGAAACUAUAUCCUUAUUUAACAGAAGUAUUGAACUACUCAGACAUCGAAGAGUUGAAAGCGAUAUCCCUAAGAGAGGAUUGCGUAGACAAGCUACUAGAACAACUUCCCCGAAAAGGGCCAAAAGCUUUUGGCAUCUUUGUGAAAGCUCUGCAAGAAACACAAGCACACUUGGCUACAACUUUGCGAGAUGCAGAGGUGGAAAUGAUGUCGGAAGAACUGACAGUAGAAAGAGCGAGUAGUGCGAAGAGAAGAAACGAAGCUGAUCAAGUUAAAGCAGCUUUGAAACAAGAGCAA
Messenger RNA from Stylophora pistillata, 647 nucleotides. RefSeq lists its product as uncharacterized. Gene Ontology annotation, molecular function: protease binding; death domain binding. Lineage: Eukaryota; Metazoa; Cnidaria; Anthozoa; Scleractinia; Pocilloporidae. The record is from RefSeq and is a predicted model, not a curated record. Gene Ontology annotation, biological process: regulation of apoptotic process; signal transduction.